AUAACAUCAAGUCAAAUGACAAGUUGUAGUUUGACAUAAAAGUACACAUGUUUCUCUUGUGUUAGUUUAAUAAUUAUAAAAUGACUCCGGAGCCUGAUAAUGGUGUCCGAAGUAGUGAGGAGGAUAGCGAGCAGUCAGAGAAUGAGGCAGUCGAAGAACAAGUAACAGAAGAAGCAAACGAUGAAACUGAAGAAGACAAUACGACGUUUAAAGACUUGGGAGUUGUAGACGUAUUAUGUGAAGCCUGUGAAGAAUUAAAAUGGAAGAAACCGUCAAAAAUACAGAAGGAAUCAAUACCAGUGGCUUUACAAGGCAAAGACAUAAUAGGUUUGGCAGAGACUGGGUCUGGGAAAACUGGAGCCUUUGCAUUGCCGAUCCUACAAGCACUGCUGGAGAACCCACAGAGAUACUUCGCGUUGAUACUAACACCCACUAGAGAGUUAGCAUUCCAGAUUUCCGAACAGUUUGAGGCUUUGGGAGCAAGCAUUGGAGUAAAAUGUGCAGUAAUAGUAGGAGGUAUGGACAUGGUGGCGCAGUCCCUCAUGCUCUCCAAGAAGCCGCAUAUCAUCAUUGCGACUCCCGGAAGACUGGUUGACCAUCUGGAGAACACUAAAGGAUUCAAUCUGAAAGCUCUGAAGUUCUUGGUAAUGGACGAAGCUGAUCGCAUCCUCAACAUGGAUUUCGAGGUAGAAGUCGACAAAAUCCUCCGCGUCAUACCCCGCGAGCGCCGCACCUACCUGUUCUCAGCCACCAUGACCAAGAAGGUGCAGAAGCUGCAGCGGGCCUCCUUGCAGGACCCUGUCAAGGUUGAAGUGUCCACCAAGUACCAGACCGUUGAGAAACUGCUGCAGUACUACUUGUUUAUACCUGUUAAAUAUAAGGACGUAUACCUAGUCCAUAUUCUAAACGAGAUGUCGGGCAACUCGUUCAUAGUGUUCGUGGCGACCUGCGCGGGCGCACUGCGGACGGCGCUGCUGCUGCGUAACCUUGGGCUGGCCGCCGUGCCGCUACACGGACAGAUGUCGCAGAACAAACGACUCGCCGCACUCAACAAGUUUAAGAAUAAGAGCAGAUCUGUACUUAUAUGUACGGAUGUUGCUUCAAGAGGUCUGGAUAUUCCUCACGUGGACGUGGUGAUCAACCUGGACAUCCCGCUGCACAGCAAGGACUACAUCCACCGCGUCGGCCGCACGGCGCGUGCCGGACGCGCUGGGAAAGCCAUCACUUUUGUAUCGCAGUAUGACGUGGAGUUGUACCAGCGCAUCGAGCAGCUAAUCGGGAAGCAGCUGCCACUGUACAAGACGGAGGAGAGCGAGGUCAUGGUGUUGCAGGAGCGCGUGUCCGAGGCGCAGCGACUCACUAAGAUUGAAAUGAAAGAGCUGGAAGACAAAAAGAGUGGUAAAGGCAAGAAGCGCGGCGCGGACUCUGACGAUGACACGGAGGAGGCGGCCGGCGUCCGGCGCAGGAUUAAGGGCAAGCCCGGCAAGCACGGCAAGCAUGGCGGCAAGAGGAAACGGUGAACAAUAAAUAACUGCUCAAAAAA
This is a messenger RNA of Trichoplusia ni (cabbage looper), 1543 nucleotides long. RefSeq names its product probable ATP-dependent RNA helicase DDX47 (gene pths). The record is from RefSeq and is a predicted model, not a curated record. Lineage: Eukaryota; Metazoa; Arthropoda; Insecta; Lepidoptera; Noctuidae. The coding region runs from base 81 to 1520 and encodes 479 amino acids. The transcript is spliced from 8 exons. Gene Ontology annotation, molecular function: ATP binding; nucleic acid binding; RNA helicase activity.